This is a messenger RNA of Echinops telfairi (small Madagascar hedgehog), 3028 nucleotides long. It is a transcript of the gene KCTD21, whose product is annotated as potassium channel tetramerization domain containing 21. The coding region runs from base 58 to 924 and encodes 288 amino acids. The record is from RefSeq and is a predicted model, not a curated record. NCBI's taxonomy places the organism in Eukaryota, Metazoa, Chordata, Mammalia, Afrosoricida, Tenrecidae. Gene Ontology annotation, biological process: ubiquitin-dependent protein catabolic process; protein homooligomerization. The transcript has 2 exons. Gene Ontology annotation, molecular function: histone deacetylase binding; cullin family protein binding.
ACCGCCCUUUCCUGUGACUAGAAAAGCGCUCAUCUCUGAGCUCAGUGCGUCAUACACAUGAUCUCAUUCAAUCCUCACACCCCGCAAAGGCGCCACCAUAUUUGUUUACAGGACUACUGGGCAGCACCCCGACCUCCUGCCAUGUCUGACCCCAUCACGCUGAACGUCGGAGGCAAGCUCUACACAACCUCCCUGGCCACCCUGACCAGCUUCCCCGACUCCAUGCUGGGCGCCAUGUUCAGCGGGAAGAUGCCCACGAAGCGGGACAGCCAGGGCAACUGCUUCAUCGACCGGGAUGGCAAAGUGUUCCGCUACAUCCUCAACUUCCUGCGGACCUCCCACCUGGACUUGCCGGAGGACUUCCAGGAGAUGGGCCUGCUCCGCCGGGAGGCCGACUUCUACCAGGUGCAGCCCCUGAUCGAGGCGCUGCAGGAGAAGGAGGUGGAGCUGUCCACGGCCGAGAAGAACGCCAUGCUCAACAUCUCGCUGAACAGGCGGGUCCAGACCGUCCACUUCACGGUGCGCGAGGCACCCCAGAUCUACAGCCUCUCCUCCUCCAACAUGGAGGUCUUCAACGCCAACAUCUUCAGCACCUCCUGCCUCUUCCUCAAGCUCCUGGGCUCCAAGCUCUUCUACUGCUCCAAUGGCAACCUCUCCUCCGUCACGAGCCACCUGCAGGACCCCAACCACGUGACUCUGGACUGGGUGGCCAGCGUGGAGGGCCUGCCAGAAGAGGAAUACACCAAGCAGAACCUCAAGAGGCUGUGGGUGGUGCCGGCCAACAAGCAGAUCAACAGCUUCCAGGUCUUUGUGGAGGAGGUGCUGAAAAUCGCUCUGAGCGCUGGCUUCUGCCUCGAUUCUUCUCACCCUCAUGCUCUGGAUUUUAUGAAUAACAAGAUUAUCCGGUUGAUAAGGUACAGGUAAAAGGACCCUCGCCACUCUGGUGGGGGGGCGGGGGCCAAGAAGUCCAUGACAGCAGAGCCUCACAAAGUACCCCACCCGUGGUGUGAGGCCGUGGCCUAUCCUAACACGCAUUCAUCAUGGAGCCAGACUCGCUCCCCCGCAUGCCCUCGCCCACGUGUCGUGCAAUCCACGUGUCGUGUCCUCUGAACACAACCUCCCUUUUCCUCCGGUGUGAAGCUGGAGAUGGGCGGUUGUUAUGACGGUGACGCGUCAGCUGACGUCUACCAGGGAGGCCGCAGGAGGACUUCCUGACGGGGACGGAGGGGUCUCAGUGGUUUUGUGCGGUGGCUUCCGUCUCCCUCUGGGCCAUUGGCCAGUGCCCUGAGUGCCGGUCUGGUAGAGGGAAUGGGGUGGGGCUAUGCGUUUCAUUUCACUUCCCCAGGACACCGAGCACCCGCCCAGACCUAGGACUCGUGCGUCCGGGAUCACUAGGUCUGGUUCUUUGAAGUUUGUUCUCAGGGUUAUGCUUGCGGCGCUGGGGGUAAGAGAGCGAGCUGGGGGUGGGGAGGCGUGGCGUGGCCUGGAGGACCAAGCCAAAGGUAGGCGUCUGGGGUCUCUGUCUCCAGAACGAACCAGGCGGCUGUCCGUGCGCAGACGCAAAUGGCUGUGGAGUCAGUGUGAUGAAAGGCGCCGAUCAUCGGACCUGUCACAUGACGUUUGUCACCCUUCACCCCUCCAUGCGAGGGAUGACGGAAACAGGUCAUUCUUAACAACUAUAUUCUGAAAUCUCAGGGUUAGAAAAUUGUUCAGAGGUCAUUUAGGUGUGUCCCUGCCACCACCACCCCCCAGCACAGCGGUGAGCACCGUUUGAGGGUAGCCCCCAAGCAGUCACUUGUCCCUGCUGGAGAAGCUGGGGCGAGGGGAAACUGGCCAUCCCCAAGGCAGCUCCUGCCUGUUAGCGAACCCAAACCCACCCUCCCGCCUCUUCCAUAUGCCAGUCUGGGUUCCAGAUCUUUCUUCACACCCAGAUGUGUGUCUCCUCCUUCAAAAUAGUUGCUUUGAGGCCAGACCCUUAUUCCGAAAAUAUGAUUGCUCAGAAUGCAGCCCCCCAGCCUUUAGGAGGCGUGUCUUCUGAACCAAGCCCAUUCCCGUCCAUCCCCCUGGGAGCCAACCCCCUUUUGUGAACGGCCUCACCUUGACACUGACCUCCUCCCCUCCUCAAUGGCAUGGCUUCACCCGCAUCUCUCUUAACCGUUUUUUUUGUGUGUGUGCUGGCCGAAGAAGGUGCCCCUGGGGAGAUCCAGGGAGGCCGGUGUACAGCAAGGAGCCUAAGGGUGGUCCGAACAGAAGGCGGUGCCCUUAGGAAGAGUUCCCGGCCCCUAAGACACUGUUCAAGAGGAGGGGGUCUUCCCAGCCCUCGUGGCUCUGUACAUAACCGAUCCAGGGGCUGCCUUGGGGUAAAGAAACCAAGCUACUACUGCCCUGUGGAGGCUGAGCAGUAGAGGCCCCAAACUGCACAUCAUGAUUCUUCCCUGGAGCGAAGAUGGCUUUGGUAGUGCUUAAGAGUCCUCCCCCCUGAUGAGGGCCCUUCAGACAAAGCUGGGAAGUCCUGAUGACACAGGUGCCCACGGGACGUGGAACAAGCAAGGGGUCUUCCGUAGUCGGGCCCUCUGAGUGGCGAGGUGGUAUGCGGGGCCUUGCGCAAAGCUGGGUCUCUUAGCAAUAAGAACUUUCCCCAGAGUUCAGUGGGAUCUAAAGGUCUCCCUAGUCAGUCUAGGACUCCGGGAAGCCUCUCUGAAGAACCCAGUCUUGGCCACACAGCAGCACGCUUGGCCACAGUCAAGCCGAACUUGGAAAUGUCGUCCAUCAUUGCUGCCCUGUCUCUCCCUCUCGGCAAAGCGUCUGUGUCUCCGUCUUUCCGGUGCUUCUCAAGUCAAGCAGCCUCACUUUGGAGAACACACUGGGCCUUGGAAGCCACUCGUGUGCUCUGUGACUGCGUGAGCCACGCACCUCCCUGAGCCACCUCGGUUUCUUCGUCUGUGCACUGGGCAUCACAAUGAUUCGUAACCUACCUACCUCACAGGGCUGUUGUGAGGAUCAAAUGAAAUCACGUAUGUGAGUGGGA